Molecule: messenger RNA, 1014 nt
Organism: Penicillium cosmopolitanum
Lineage: Eukaryota; Fungi; Ascomycota; Eurotiomycetes; Eurotiales; Aspergillaceae
Product: N-terminal L-serine N(alpha)-acetyltransferase NAT4
Exons: 2
Coding region: 1-1014 (337 amino acids)
Cellular component (GO): nucleus
Molecular function (GO): protein N-terminal-serine acetyltransferase activity; histone H2A acetyltransferase activity; histone H4 acetyltransferase activity
Source: RefSeq, a predicted model, not a curated record
AUGCCUACCAAAGAGGGCCGCGUAACAAAAAACCAGGCCCGCAAGCCUAGUGCCCACCAACGACGCGUCCAACACCACCUACCUUUAGUCGAGCGCACCAAUGCACUCACAACCGACCAGUUUAUCUCGCAAUAUGUGACUCCACUAGCCACGCCCACGACUACAGCUACAGCUACAGCUAGUGCCAAUGCCAGCGCCAGCACUAGCACUACAGCCUCAGUCACAGGGAAUGGACAAACAAAUGAAAUCCCAAUAAACAGCUUGAACCAUACACUGCCAACCCCGCCAUCUACCCAGCCAAACGCAAACGCAAACGCAAACGCGCCCACGACAACAACCACGACCCCACUAGCCGUCUACUCAUCAUCAACCAUCCCCCCACUAGACCUGGAAGCAUGUCUCGAUCUCAUCGAGCAAACCUCCGGCGACGCGUACACCGCGUCGGGAAUCGGCUGGUCGCGUCCGAAGAAGCGCAAGGAAAUGAAAUUGCCCGAUAUGAAAUACCUACUUGUGCGGGGUGACUCCGAGCACGAGGCCGAGCCGGAGGGGCCACUGUUAUCAGCCGACGAUGCGCAGGGCGGAUCUGUUGUAGUACCCGACGAACCGGUAUCCGAGUUGAUGUUGGGCUCGGGAUCGGAAUCGAAAAUGCGACAGAAGGGUAAAGACCAAAAUGAAAGUGAAAAGAAAACCUCGGCUCGGAUUCUCGGCUUCUUAUCGUUUAUGGUUACAUACGAGGAUGGGAAAGAGGUGGUUUACUGUUACGAGAUUCAUCUGUCGCCGAUGGCUCGAGGGAGGGGGUUAGGCGGUGUUUUGAUGAGUCGGAUGGAGGGGAUUGGGAGGUUGAUUGGGUUGGAGAAGGCUAUGUUGACUGUUUUCAAGUCGAAUGUUGCUGCGAGAGAGUUUUAUAGGAAAGGUGGGUAUGAGGUUGAUGAGAAUUCGCCCCAGCCGAGGACAUUGAGGAAUGGGACGGUGAAGGAGUGGGAUUAUGAGAUUCUGUCCAAGAGGUUGAUAUGA